Molecule: messenger RNA, 1310 nt
Organism: Verticillium nonalfalfae
Lineage: Eukaryota; Fungi; Ascomycota; Sordariomycetes; Glomerellales; Plectosphaerellaceae
Exons: 2
Source: RefSeq, a predicted model, not a curated record
AUGCCCUCCUUCUUCCCCUUCACCCCGGGCCAGGAGUCUCGCGCCCGCUUCCAGCCCGAAUCCUCCCCACUCCUCGGUCGCUUCCGAGCCGUUCCGCCUUCCACCGCCCGGAGGCCCUCUCAUGGCGCGCUAGGCCUGUUGUCUUCGGCCCUCGGGAACGGCCGAGGGAGCGUCCAUGUCGGCUACGGCGCCGUCUUGGCGGCCGGCCUCGAUGAUGACGACGACGACGACGACGAUGAUGUGCAGGCGGCGCUUGAUGACGCGCACAACGAGGGCAGGGGGUGGUGGAGGAGGCUAUGGAGGAAGACGGUGGAUGUUUGGAUCGAGCCGAAGCAGGGCGCCGUGAGGAGGGUGGUCGAUGUUUGGUGGAGUCGAUAUGGUGUUUUGGUCGUGCUGCCGGCCGUCCUGGCCAUCGGAUGGUGUGCCCUUCCCUUCCCGCAGUAUCCCCUCCUCGACGACGGCGACGGCAACGAUCACCACGGCGGCGACGGCGUCCCCUCUGAUGCCCCCACGCGCAAGACACCCGGCCACGGCCAGCCUCGCGUGCGCGUCAACUUUUGGUUCUUCCUCUUCGUCUACUACAAUUUCUACAACCUGACCGCCCUCAUAUGGAUCACAAAAGUCUUCAACCUCUACAGCCUCAACUGGUGGCCCCAGUCUCUUGGCUUCCUGCCCACCGUCUCACUCAUAGCCACCCUCGCCCUCGUACUCCCGAUCCCCAUCUACCUCCGCCCCGAGACGCGCUUCCUCACCGUCCACAACACCUCGUGGAUCGCCUGGACCUUCAUCGUCAUGGCUGCCCCCGUCGCCAUCGCCUUCCUCAUCCUCACAACGUCCCAGCGCCACCACCUGGGCCUCCGCAACCGCAUGUCCGACACGCAGCGCAUCUUCACGACCUCUUGGUGGACCGGCGGCGACCUCGGCGGCGCCACCCCUCCUCGUCGCGUUCUAGCCGGCCCCGCCCCUGACGCGCAUGGCAGCCAGCAGGGCCGCCGCGGGCGGCAGACCCAGCAGCGUCAACACCAGCAGCCGCUGCUGGCCCGUCUGCGAGCCCGCUGGCUUCCCGCCAGCUUUGUGCGCUUCGUCUGGUUCUGCCUCGCGCUCCUCGUCGGCCUCAUGGCGUACGUCAUAGGAGAGGCGUACGCUGAGAUAUACCUCCGCACGCUGCCUCACGACAACCUCGAGACCAUCAUGUACGUCUACAGCUGGGUCGUCACCGUGCACCUGCUCGACCUGUUGACGGGCUGGCUGCUCGGCAUACGCGAGGGCGAGCGCGUCGGGAGCUACCCGCUGAGCUGGAUCUUCAAGCU